This is a messenger RNA of Callorhinchus milii (elephant shark), 2907 nucleotides long. RefSeq names its product chromosome unknown C19orf44 homolog (gene cunh19orf44). The record is from RefSeq and is a predicted model, not a curated record. The coding region runs from base 249 to 2297 and encodes 682 amino acids. The transcript has 9 exons. Lineage: Eukaryota; Metazoa; Chordata; Chondrichthyes; Chimaeriformes; Callorhinchidae.
GGAGUGACCUGAAAUCCUUUAGGUGUUGGCAGACUGACUGACUGAGUUGGAGACACAAGGAGGACCCGGAACCGUGAGCGGGGUGACGCCGGAAGCUGAGACCCGGAAGCGUGAGCGGGUGACGCCGGAAGCUGAGACCCGGAAGCGUGAGCGGGUGGCGCCGGAAGUUGGGGCCCGGAGCAGCGAGCGGGUGAGGCCGGAAGCUGGUAACCCGGGGCAACCGGGCUGGACGCGCUGCGGCUGUCAGGAUGUUCAGGAAAAGUGAACUAAGAAGUUCUGCCCUAGCCAGAGCCCACACCCAGCUCUCUGGGCUGAGAGCUUCAGGAAGGUUAGAGGACUCAGGAGAUGAACUGAAGGACUUUAUAAAUAUUCUUAGUAAGAAACACAGUGGUCUGGAGGUUGAUCUAUUCAACAUGGGUGAAGUUAGUGACAUUAGCGAACUUUCAGCAGAUGACACCACAGAUAGAGCAUGGAAAAGAAAUCUCAAUCCCCAAACUUUGGCCAUUCUAAAGCCGGCAGAAGACUUUGCUGAACCUCCAUUGAGUGGCAAUCGCUUCUUAAAGAAGCAAAACAUGGCAGUCGUGUCCCAUAGCCCCACCAUCAGCAGGAGCGUGCUGAAGAAAACGAGUGAUUCAGACGUGAGGAGACCCAACACUGCCUCCACACGAAUCCGAUCCUCCAGUGCCGCGCUUGCCAGGCUGGCACAGAUAGAAAACAAGAUCAUGAACCGAAGGCUGGGCUUGGACACCAGCAAGUCCGACGAGGAUCCACGGGGGUCCGAUGAGGGGCAGAUUUCAGCACAGACCAGCAGUGAGUUAAGUGAAAGAGGAAGUAGAUUUCUGAAGAGAACUUCGCAACUGACCGAGACCAAGCAAUCCAGCACCAAAGGGCCUGGCCAAGCAAUGGGAUCUGUAAAGAAAGUUCAUCCCAAGGCACAGGCUAAAACUGAAGUCACCAUUGACAGUGAUGAGGAGGAAUUGAGAAUGAUGCUGGGAGGCUCUCUUGAGCUCUCAGAUGAAAUUAAACAUGAACCGGGAUCCAAGGGAGCUGCAAAACUCAGUACUAAACUGUACAAUGAGACAAUCUUAAAUGACCGUCCAAAGACCCAAACAAGAAUGCCCUCUCCGCCCAGCAGAGGUUCCCCACAAACAGCCUGGUCUCCGAGGUUAAAGUUUGUGAAACGACCCCAGUCUCCCCUGUCUGAGAGGAGCGAGGUCAAGUCACUGGAUGAGCUUUUUACCGAACCAUCUGUCGCUGAGGACAUCAGCAGUCUGGAUGGGAACUCUGAUGACUUCAGAGUAAACAUCAUGUCUCUGGAAGAUCUCGUUCAAGCCCCAGAAGCGACAUCGACUCCCAAGAUGAAAAGGAGACAGGCCUCGGCCGAUCAGAGAACAGAGCCCGGCGUCCGCACCUCGAGGCAGCACACAGCGGACAAGCGGUUCAGAACACCGCCUGCCUCCAAACGCCUUCCACAGGACAAGGGUGCUGCAUGUGAAAGCGACGCCGAGAGCGAGAUCCUGACAGCGAACGCCGCCACUGAAAACGAAAUCUCAGAGCAUCUGAAUGAAGAUUCUACCACCUUGAGAGGGCCAAAGGGUCUGCCUGAGAGGCAGGAGGAGCUGUCAGAAGGCGACGACGCUGGUUCUUUGUUUUCUUCAGAGGCCGGAUACUCCGAGGACUUUGAUGAAUCUGAGCGUAGAGUGGCUGCACUGAUAACGGGGUGCAGCGAUUCCAGCAUGGAGCCAUCUCACAGAGAGGAGUUAACAACGCCCUGUUCUGACAGCAGCGAAUCCUACUCAACAAUCUCAUCUCGCACUCCAGAUACAAGCAGUCAGUCAUCCUAUCUAUUGAGAAGGAAGACAGAUACAAGACGCAAGAAGGUGACUCUAAAAGAUAUAGCAAUUCAGACCCAGGUGCCCGGAUUCACCUACAGCUGGCCCAAAGGGGAAGGCGUGGCAGUCCUUGGACCAUCCUUUGGCACAUCAUACUUGGACCCUACACCCAUUGCCAGCCACGUUGUCAGUCCUGAGGCGAUGGAAGCACUGACAUCAUAUAGUCCCGCUGUCUUUGCUCUGAACGACAUGCUGAAACAGCAACUCCUCCUGACCCGCCAGUUUGUGGACAUCAGUCAUCACCUCCACUUGUCCCUUGUGACUUCACUAGAACAAGACAGCUACCACUACACUACGCUUGAAGAAACUCAGGAGUUCGUCAAAGCUCACAUGUCACCACCGCUCACAUUCGAUCAGGCCCUGGAAGAGGUUCUGCAGGAAAUGAAAGAGUAUCACUACAUCUAACCGCAGGGAUUACCCAGGCUAUUACACACAGAAUGAAAUCUCCAAACACUCGCCUUGUCAGGACAAGGGACUUCUGCCUGGAGACUUGCGUUCACAUCAGUGUUACCAGUAAAGCUUUUACCAUUCCAGCAGCAUAUUUUAACCUGGGCUUUUCAGAUUCUGUUUCCUGUGCAAAUACAACUCGCUUAUGUCCCCAGUUAAUUAUACACCAGUCAACACUGAUUCUAAUGGCAAGAAACGGAACGUUUAUGCUUCAUACAAUACAAAAUGACGUCCUGAACUGCUGGAUAUCAAUUCUUGCACGGUCUUGUCAAGUCUUGUCAAGUGUCUUGUCAAGGCAACGUGUUUUUAAACCGCUUCAUGGCAGUGAGUUAAACUUUGAAGUUUAGCAAAGGUUGUUGAAGUCAAACGCAGCAGCUUACUCUGCACCAGCAAUGCCCCACAAACAGCAAUGUGAUGAAUAACCAGAUUGAAUCUGGGUUUAGGGCACUGGGAGAACUCCCUGCUCUUCAAAAGAACGUCACUGAACCAGCCCAAACAGGAGAAAAGUUGAAGAGGGAAACAAAUCCAUAUUGAUUAAUGCCGUGUUGUAUCAGCGAGUUCAGCACAG